AUGGCAACUGCAAUGGCUUCAAUCCGGGCGGCUACGUCCCGUCCCAUCAAGAACGUCAACUCCUUCUACACCGACUACCUCCACAUCGUCAAAGCCUCCGGCGAACAGUCCGGCCGCGACAUGAACUACGACGAGGAGAAGCAGUUGUCCUCGUCCACCCAGGGAAACACCACCGACAUGGACUCUGAACCUCUCACCUGUUUCGAUACCACAGCCAUCGGCCUCGUCGUAAUCUACGCCGUGUUCUUGGUCACCUUCAGCGCCUACACCUUGCGUGACGUCAUCCGCGAACCCUCGGAACAAUACGUCUUGGACCCCGAGGUCUUCAAGACCAUUGCGGCGGCGGUGUAUCUCCUCCACGGUGCUCUCUACUUCUGUUAUUCGACCUAUGUCGGCUUCAUAUUUGUAGGACAGACGGAGGAGAAGGACAAGACUGAGAGUGCUGCCGAGGCGUAUGCCGCUGCACAGACGUUUGCGGACGAUGAUACCGGCGGCUGGUGGUGGGAGCCGUGUCUCUCGGCCGAGGCUAUCGAUACCCUGAUUCGCAUCCAAAUCGCCAUCUUCGUCGUCGCCUUCUGGCCUCUGUUUAUGGUCUACAACUUUGCGGCCAUCACCUGCAAUGACUUUCAGCGCUGCACAGCCACUCAAGGCGUUGACCGGGAGAUUGCUCCCCGCGCCGCCUGCUCUGCUGGCAACCGCGCUCGGGAGAAUCAAUGUAAGAGGACCUCUGAGAUCUCUGAGAAGGAGCCGUUGCUUGGGCAGAGGCUGACUGCGUCAGAGAUCGUGGCGAUUGAGAAUGAGGCGGCGGCGGCUGAGGUGUGGAGGAUGUAUAAGGCUAGGAUGGUUGAGCAGAAGCCAUAUGCUCCUGCCGUCAAGGAGUAG
Molecule: messenger RNA, 882 nt
Organism: Colletotrichum fioriniae
Lineage: Eukaryota; Fungi; Ascomycota; Sordariomycetes; Glomerellales; Glomerellaceae
Source: RefSeq, a predicted model, not a curated record